Molecule: messenger RNA, 372 nt
Organism: Procambarus clarkii (red swamp crayfish)
Lineage: Eukaryota; Metazoa; Arthropoda; Malacostraca; Decapoda; Cambaridae
Source: RefSeq, a predicted model, not a curated record
AUGGAGAAUUAUAGAGAACACAAAGAAGCCAAGACAAGGGUGUCUGCUGACAAGGGUGGCCCUUCAGACAAGGGUGGCUCAUCUGACAAGGGUGACCCUUCUGCCAAGGGUGGCUCAUCUGAAAAGGGUGACUCUUCUGACAAGGGUGGUUCAUCUGACAAGGGUGACCCUUCUGACAAGGGUGGCUCAUCUGACAAGGGUGGCCCUUCAGACAAUUGUGGCUCAUCUGACAAGGGUGACCCUUCUGACAAGGGUGGCCCUUCAGACAAUUGUGGCUCAUCUGACAAGGGUGACCCUUCUGACAAGGGUGGCCCUUCAGACAAUUGUGGCUCAUCUGACAAGGGUGACCCUUCUGACAAGGGUGUCUGCUGA